GUCAAACACAUCAGGCAACUCCAUCAACAAGUCUUGUGAGCUGUCACACGGUUUUCCAAUUUGUUCUUUAAGAAGUGUCUGACGAAAGCAAGUAGAAUUGAUAUGAAACUCUGCCCUGAUGUGCUUUGAUGCCGUUAACCCUGUUUGGAAAUAACGAAGUGACUCCAAACUAAAGUAGAUUCACCGCUCACAAGAUACAAAUAACCGCAACGGACUAGCCCACGUCAGUGUCUCUCCACCACCCGACCUCUGUUGAUGCCGGUCAUCGAAAACUGAUAAAAAGUUCACUUUUUCUGAAUAAAAACGCGUAGGAAUGACCUUGAUCCGGGAAAAUGAAUACAAGUGGUAUGAAAAGCUAGCGUUCAAUGUAAUAAAAUGCGGUCCGAUCCCGCGGCAUAUUGCCAUCAUUAUGGAUGGCAACCGUCGAUUCGCCAAAACCGAAAAUAUUGAAAAAAUCGAAGGGCAUUCGCGAGGAUUCGACAAACUAUCGGAAUGUCUGGGCUGGUGCUUGGAACUCGGGGUCAAGGAGGUGACGGCAUUUGCAUUUAGCAUAGAAAAUUUCAAGCGAAGCCCCGAGGAGGUGUCGGCUCUGAUGGACAUAACCAAAGUGAAGUUCCAGAAACUGCUUGAGGAGAAAGAACGUUUGCACGAGAAUGGGGUUCGAAUACGUAUCCUGGGCAACUUAGCACUCCUGCCUGAAGAGCUGCAGCAACUUAUGUCGGAAGCUAUGCUGAUGACUGAGCAAAAUAACAACUUGUUCCUGAACAUCGCUUUCGCGUACACAUCGCGGGAAGAGAUCACAAACGCGAUUCAAACAAUCUGCCAGGAAGGGGGUAACCUCGAGGAAGAAGACAUCACGGAGGAGCUGGUAGCGCAGUGUCUGUAUACCAAAGAUAUCAAAAAUCCGGACUUGCUGAUACGAACUUCAGGGGAGAGCCGGCUGAGUGAUUUUCUGAUGUGGCAGCUUUCUUCGACGGUUCUCUACUUCCCAAAAACUUUCUGGCCGGCAAUCACAAUUUGGCACCUCCUGUACGGGAUAUUCUGCUAUCAGCGGUCCCUGCUCAGCAUUUCAGGCUACAAAACUGCGAUCGAGCAAUCUUCCGUGAAAUCGCAGAGCGGCAUGUCAGACCGAGCCAAGAUCUUUCUGCACAACGUCGACAUGAAGCGUCGCGACCGCUUGGUUCGCCUGAGUAGCGCAAAACACAAAGGCGACUGAGGAUAUCUCGAACAGAUAUUCCAAAAAUACACACAUUCACCCUUAUUUAAGCAUAAAAAUAUCGACUGAGUUGUUACUUGGACCUAGGAAGCAAUUUUAAGACAAUUUACUGUACAUAAACGUUUGAUUAUGUCAUAAAGAAGUGGAACCUGUUAGAAAAUGGUAAAGUUAGCUAUGGUAGGCGCAAUCUUGCGAGAUGGAAUUGAAAAGCGUUGAAUAAAAUUCAACUUCCAGAUAAA
Hermetia illucens (black soldier fly) is the source of this 1455-nucleotide messenger RNA. It is a transcript of the gene Dhdds, whose product is annotated as dehydrodolichyl diphosphate synthase complex subunit DHDDS. The coding region runs from base 314 to 1216 and encodes 300 amino acids. Gene Ontology annotation, molecular function: ditrans,polycis-polyprenyl diphosphate synthase [(2E,6E)-farnesyl diphosphate specific] activity. Gene Ontology annotation, cellular component: dehydrodolichyl diphosphate synthase complex; endoplasmic reticulum. The transcript has 2 exons. NCBI's taxonomy places the organism in Eukaryota, Metazoa, Arthropoda, Insecta, Diptera, Stratiomyidae. Gene Ontology annotation, biological process: polyprenol biosynthetic process. The record is from RefSeq and is a predicted model, not a curated record.